AUGUCUCUCAUAGUGUUGCUCCUCCUUGGAGUGGUGACUCUCACCACCCCCACUACCUUGGCCGAUUACCACAAGCCUCCCUACUAUGCGAAGCCACCAACACCUGUGCACAAGCCUCCUCCAAUAGAGAAGCCACCUACUCCAGUUUAUAGUCCACCGGAGAAAGAGAAGCCACCACCAACUCCUGUGUACUCACCACCCAAGGGCGAGAAACCACCACCACCAAAGCACAAGCCACCGACUCCUGUGUACACACCACCCAAGGGGGAGAAACCACCACCAAGUCCUGUUUACACACCACCCAAGGGGGAGAAAGCACCACCAACUCCUGUUUAUACUCCGCCCAAGUUGGAGAAACCACCACCACCCAAGGGCGAGAAGUCACCAUUAAGUCCUGUGUACACACCACCCAAGGGGCAGAAACCACCACCACCUAAGUACAAAGCAGGUCCUCCAUAUGGUCACCCUCCAUACUACAAGCCUCCACCCCCUGGCCACCCCAACUAA
Messenger RNA from Macadamia integrifolia, 507 nucleotides. Its product is annotated as proline-rich extensin-like protein EPR1. Bases 1 to 507 code for a protein of 168 amino acids. NCBI's taxonomy places the organism in Eukaryota, Viridiplantae, Streptophyta, Magnoliopsida, Proteales, Proteaceae. The record is from RefSeq and is a predicted model, not a curated record. The transcript has a single exon.